AGGCGCGGGGCGGCCUGCCGGCGGGCGGCGCCAUGCCGCUGUGGCUGCGGGAGCGCAGCUGGCGGCAGAGCGGCUCCGCCGUCUUCCUCUCGCUGCCCGUGCCCGGCGUGCGGGUCACCGCCGCCAACAUCUUCUGCACCGACCGCUACCUCAAGGUCAGCGUUCCUCCCUUUUUAUUUGAAGCCAUCUUGUACGCUCCUAUUGAUGACACAAAGAGCACAGCAAAGAUUGGAAAUGGCAUGGUGUUCUUCACUUUGUAUAAAAAGGAGGUGGGCCUGUGGGAUUCCCUGACUCUAGAGAAUGCUAGUAAGGAGGAACUGCAAUAUCUAAGAGAGAAUGCUGUUCUAAAAGCCCAUGAAAAGGCAAAAGAGGAGGCAGAAGCAAAAAAAGUUAUAAAACAAGAACAUAAAAAAUAUGCUUUGGAGGCCACAAUGAAGCUAGAAGAAGCAGAAAGAAAAAGAAUUGAAGAGCUGAAAGAACAGGAGCGGCAGAAAGUCACUAAGGAGUUGGAGUUGUGGAAAAAUCAGCAGAAAGAUCUUGAGAAUCCAAAGAAGGUACAAAAAGAAGAGCAACUACAUGGAGAAACAGAGCAACUAAAGGAAAAGAAAAAGGAAAAAGUUAACAAAACUAACAUUCCUAGUGAAGAAACUUUGAAGGCCAGCCUCAGACCUACAAAAGGUCGUGGUUCCCAUAGUAUGUUUUCAGAAAAUUUAAAGGAAGAGCAACUACCAGCUCCUCGAUCUUCUGGUACAAUUAAAAUCAACUUCACGUCACGAGUUUUUCCUACAGCCCUACGAGAAUCUCGUGUAGCAGAAGAGGAGGAGUGGCUACAUAAACAAGCAGAAGCGCGAAGAUUAAUAAGUGCUGAUUUGUCUGAGCUGGAAGACUUAAAAGAAGAGGAGAAGAAUCCAGACUGGUUAAAGGACAAAGGAAACAAAAUGUUUGCAACAGGAAACUAUCUUGCAGCUGUAAAUGCAUAUAACCUUGCAGUCCGGCUAAACAAUAAGCUUCCACUACUGUAUCUGAAUCGUGCUGCUUGCCAUCUUAAACUGAGGAAUUUACACAAAGCCAUUGAAGAUUCCUCUAAGGCACUAGAAUUGCUCAUACCACCUGUUCCUGAUAAUGAGAAUGCUCGAGUGAAAGCAUAUGUGAGACGUGGUACAGCCUUUUGUCAGCUGGAAUUAUAUGCUGAAGAACACUUUUGAACACUCCCCUCCUCUGUAAUUCCUCUAUCCAGUAUGCUUAUUUUUUUUUUAAUUUAGACUGAUUCUGAUGUAGAUUGGGUAGAAGUGCUCAUUUGUCUAUUUAUUAACUGAAUGGCACGUUUUCAACAACUGCACGACUGUCUGCGGGUAGGAGCCCUAAACUUCAAAAAGUCUUUACACAAAAGAAAGCAGUUAGUUGAUGUGCGUGUAUGCACAGCUGUGUGAAUGAGCGGCUCUGUUUUCAUAUUUUGGUAUCUGAAAAUAUGUACUAGUGAUGUUUCCACUAAAAUGUUUUUAAUAAUAUAAGCAAGAUAUAAAUUUGAUUUACUGAUGAAAGUAAAUCCUAUUGUCAUUCUGAUCUGUCUUGCUCAACAGCAAAACUCAAGAGCAAUACUUUAUGCAGGUGACUGGGAAAAGUUACUUCCAGUUAGUUGCUAAAGAGGAAAACACUCUUGCAUUAAUGACUGACAUUCUUAUAAAUGUGUCCAUAUUAGGUCUCCAGGAUUACGAAGCAGCUCUCAAGAUUGAUCCUAAAAAUAGAACUAUAGAAAAAGAUGCAGAGAAGAUUCGACACAUAAUUCAAGGAACAAUGCAAAAUUCAUAAAAAAAAUCAAAAUUAAGGAGGAACUUUUUGAGAGAGGUGCCUUUUGAGGGCAUCAGAAGGAGCCUUAGUUCAUGUUCCCUUUGAUAUGUUGUUAACUAGACAUUUUUUUGUUUCACUUGGAGCACUGACAGAAUUUAUAGAAUUUAUAGAAGAUCAGAUAUAUGAAUUAAUAUUUUUUGCAGGUGUGGUACUAUAACAAAUACAAUUAGAUAUACUGUAUAUCCUUUUGAUACGGAGUUGUCAUGUGUUUGCUUUCUGUGAUGUGUUGGUUAGGCUGAAUAAUAAAACAUACAUUUUGUACUCGA
Oxyura jamaicensis (ruddy duck) is the source of this 2114-nucleotide messenger RNA. It is a transcript of the gene DNAAF4, whose product is annotated as dynein axonemal assembly factor 4. The coding region runs from base 33 to 1205 and encodes 390 amino acids. Gene Ontology annotation, molecular function: nuclear estrogen receptor binding. The record is from RefSeq and is a predicted model, not a curated record. Gene Ontology annotation, biological process: outer dynein arm assembly; cilium movement; heart development. The transcript has 9 exons. Lineage: Eukaryota; Metazoa; Chordata; Aves; Anseriformes; Anatidae.